This is a messenger RNA of Aureococcus anophagefferens, 1375 nucleotides long. RefSeq lists its product as hypothetical. The record is from RefSeq and is a predicted model, not a curated record. The transcript has a single exon. Lineage: Eukaryota; Pelagophyceae; Pelagomonadales; Pelagomonadaceae. The annotation marks the transcript as partial.
AUGGCUGAGGUGCCAGUGCCUCCUUUGACCUUCGGCUCAAUAGAACUGCAGAGGAACGACCAAGUCGCGAGGCUUAGGCAGUCAUAUGAGGAUGACAAGAAGGAAAAGAGAAAGCGACAAGGCGAGGUGAGAUUGAAAAAGGCCAAGGCCUCCUUAGAUUUAGAGGCCAACGAGACUCCCGUGUUGACGGAGCUGCACGCGCUACAAGAUUUCGAAAAGGGAGACACCUUCUCUUCGAGAGUAAGCGCUGCUAUUGCCGCUAAGGGCAUGUUCGAGAAGCUUCAUGUGAUCGCAUGUCGCGAAAAAUUUGAUUUGCAGAACAUUGUUUUUCAAUGCGCAUGUGGAGACAAAGCCUGCGCGAAAGUGAGAAUACUUCGGCAGUCCGAUUCAAGCUGGAAGGUCACUUAUCUUACUGCGCGCAGGACACAUAGUUGUGUUUCCAAACCUCUUGUCUCCAAAAGGUGCACGAACUACAAUUCAGAAGAUUUCGCAGGCUUAAUUGCUAGUAAUGCGAAUAAGCACGACGGCAUCAAGCCGAAGGUCGCCAUACCACUCAUGCAACGCUAUAUCUAUAAGACUCUUAAUCCUAAAUCUUCGUUUGUACAGAGGGCAUGUGAAUUUGCACGAAACAUCAUAAAGCCUGGGGGUGAGAUGACCGAUCAAGUGGCAAACCUUCCUAUUGUCUGUGCAGCAUUUAGGAAAAAAGGGUGGACAGUAGAAUUUGAAACUGUUACUUCCAAAGAGAUGCAGAAGAAACUUUGUGAGGCAAUGAAAAAAGAGCAUGACACUAGUGAGCGGGCGAAAAAAAAAGAUGAUGCGAAACACAAGGUGACGUUGUUUAAAAAGUCGACGGUGCCAAAGUUAGAAAAGGAUGUUAAAUAUGUUGUCCAUAUCUCUAUAGCGCCACCUGGCUUGGUUACUUUGCACAACGCUUCUAUCCUCUCUAUAACUAGCUCAGAUUUUGCACAUGCAAAGGGAGCCAGUAUGAGCCAAUACGGGCUCAGAGUUUCAAUAGAAACGUCUCUGGGGAUGGUUAAUGACCUAAUGGCAACAUUGUCAUGGGGUAAUGAGAACGAGGAUGCGUGGAAGAUGAUGAAUGAAGCAACCAAAUCAGCUAUACCAGGUUUCGAUUGCGAAUCCCAGGUGGACAUCUUUGACGGUAGUAAAGGGGCCCUUAAUGCCCAUCAUGCUUGUUUUGAUGAAGUAAAGCUGUUUGCAGAUUCUUAUCAUGUAACAGAAAAUAUUAAAGACAAGCCAAGCCUCAGGGACAACCUGGAUCAGUACAUUUCCGCUCUCAAGGCCCCUACGGGUGUCCAACUAGCCAAAAAAUUGUUAGCCAUGGAUAGUGAUCUGAAAGAAUAUCUGUCUAAGAGAG